UGAAAGGCGGUAGUUGCAGCCCGUUCGAUAUCAGGUGUUGCAACUUGUAUUGGUAGCUACAUCAUGAAUACGAUGGAUCCUGUAACUCAGAAACUCCUCGCUAAAACUGCACAAAGGCGUGCGGCUACUGCUGCGCGCAAGCGGUACGGAUCAGAGUCACCUGUUCUUCGAGCUCUUGCAAAAUUCGAACCAAAGCGGCGUUGCUUUGAAGAUGCCGCCGAAGUCGAGAAGGAAAAUGUUGCGACGUUAGAAUAUGCAGGUGAUAGUGCGGGCAAAGGUGACAAAAUUUGUGCGAACAGAAAUGUGGUCGGUUCGUCGUAUGACGAUCCUCGUCUUGAUGCAAAGACAGUAUACUCACAUGCUCAUCGAAAUCGAUGUAACAGUAAGCAAACUUUGCAGAAGACCAACGAAAUGCCGCCUAGUAGUAAUGCUAGUGAGGCUGACUGUGGAAAUGUAGGUAACGAGGGCGUGGUUACGGACACUCCAGAAGUUAUAGAAGCCACGAAACGAGCAGUGACACCAGAGCCCGAAGCAGCAGCAGUGUGUGCCAGACAGAUAUCCGAGCUCACAGAGGCGAUGAAACGAGUCAGACGUUCGACGUCAGAGACGAAUAUCAGUGAAGAUAGAGAUACGGGAUUGAGUCAUUCUGAGUAUACGAGCAGUGCUAGCACAGGCUAUGCUGCUGCAGAGAGUUUGAGUUCUAGUGUUGACGUCACAUCAGACACGUCCUCGCUAGCUAGCAACGACACAGAAUCAUCUGAUAGCGACAACAUGGUGUUUUCUAGUCGAACUAUUCCUAGAAGUAAAUCUAUAACCAUGAUGCUUCAGAACUCUGCUACAAGAGCCCGAUGCAAGAACGAAGUUAUCAAGCUGCUACUUCAAGAAUGUCUUGUGCAGCAAGACAUUGAGCGACAAGCUAGUCGGGCUAUAGAACACUGUGUAAAUACAGGAGAGCUAAGCGGAGUGACUGAACAACUGGAAGCAGAGCGUCUUCUCCGGAUAGCGUGUGAGAGAAGACAUGGCUGUUUAGCGAAAGUUGAGGAACUGCGUAUCAACGAGGCUUCUAGUUGCAGUAACAAGGCUCUGUUCCAACUACCUCCUUGCACAGCAGAUAUUACUCUAUAUGAUAUCCAAUUGCCCUUGAAUCCAGAAUUUCUUUCGAAAUUGAAGAACAAGCCAGAUCGCCACUGUCAUUCAUUUUUUUGCCUUAUUCGAUUAGAUGACAUCAGUGUUACUGGCACCCAUCUGAUCUCAACCAAUAGCCCAGAACAAAGCUACCAGGGCGGGUUAAAGUUUACCAACAAAGUUGUUUUACAUGGUGCAUCACCAAAUUUCAAGGUUGUUCUCGAAAUUUAUGGCAUGCAAACAUGCAUGUCAAAUCAAGAGUUCAAGGCUCUUCAUGGAGCUUCAACAAAGAUGAAGAAACUUCAGUCAAUAUUGUCUUCGGCUCGUCUUAACUCUCCAGUAUUAAAGAAAAAAUUUCAGGGACUUGCUGUUCAGGGUCAGUGUCAAAGUCAGCCUAAUGUUGCUAGCAAUGAACAUGGACUCUCUAGUGAAUUGAUUGGAGUGAGGGAAAGUCGGUUUGUUUGUUUGGGAAGAGUAGAAUUAUCAUCGUCCAACUGCAGAAUGACCACGUUUCAGCUGAGUGAUCUGCAAGGUGAUGCAUUGCUAGGACCAGUUCAUCUUAACUUCAGUGUUGAAAUUCACUGUAAUUUGCAGCAAAAAGGAUUCUUGACUCUUUAUGAUGGCUUAUUAUGGCAUCGACGCUGGGCGAAGUUGCAAGAUGGAGUCAUUCAGUGCUGGAAUGAUCCUGAAGAUGUCGACAAACAGGACCCUACAGAUGUCAUUUGUCUAAAACACCUUGAAGGUGGUAUCGCAUCACUGGCUACAAGAGAUGAAUGUGCACGACAACAUGUGUUUGUACUAUCAAGCAAUUCAGACAGGAAGCUGUUGGCUGCAGAUUCUAAAGAGGACUGUUUCCAGUGGAUAAGUUUGAUGACAGAGCUAUUGGAUGGUUUGGCUGUCUGGUCACCUCUUGUAUCUACAAAUUGGAGUGUCUAUACUUAAUUAAUUGAAGACAGAUCACCAUUAAUUUGUAUAUUGUUGUCAUGGAUUCAUGAGAGAAAUGUUUUCACAUACUGGACUUGUUAGUUUGAUAUGAACAGACUUCAGUGGAACAAUGUUUCAUGGACAGAUCCAGUUACAUGUUCUGGUGAAGAGCUAGUGACUGGUUUUGUGAGCACUGUGAUGUAUCUUGCUAGUUUCUCUUCUAAGUUCAUUAACUAUAGAUGGUUAACUCUUAUGAAAGAAGUUUGACAAAGCA
This is a messenger RNA of Corticium candelabrum, 2323 nucleotides long. Its product is annotated as anillin-like. The transcript is spliced from 14 exons. The record is from RefSeq and is a predicted model, not a curated record. Gene Ontology annotation, cellular component: actomyosin contractile ring. NCBI's taxonomy places the organism in Eukaryota, Metazoa, Porifera, Homoscleromorpha, Homosclerophorida, Plakinidae. Gene Ontology annotation, biological process: actomyosin contractile ring assembly; mitotic cytokinesis; septin ring organization. The coding region runs from base 64 to 2067 and encodes 667 amino acids.